Molecule: messenger RNA, 1781 nt
Organism: Ziziphus jujuba (common jujube)
Lineage: Eukaryota; Viridiplantae; Streptophyta; Magnoliopsida; Rosales; Rhamnaceae
Product: choline/ethanolaminephosphotransferase 1
Exons: 21
Coding region: 331-1500 (389 amino acids)
Biological process (GO): phospholipid biosynthetic process
Cellular component (GO): membrane
Molecular function (GO): phosphotransferase activity, for other substituted phosphate groups
Source: RefSeq, a predicted model, not a curated record
UCUUUUUCCUUUUAUCAUAGAAAGGUGGGACUUGUGGAGCACUGAACUUGACAAACACAGCCGACCUCACAGCCCUAAUACGAAGCGUCAAUUCGGUGUCGUUUUUGGGCUCAUUCAUUGAAUCAUUUUACGUGGCGGGAGACCAAAGAAACUGGGCAUUGUAGCCUUUAUUUCGAUUUUUCGCCACCUCCAUAAGAAGAAAGCCCAUCUCGCUCGCUUGCUCUCUCCGAUUCAUAGAGGUUAUAGUGGGACGUGAACUGGGUUUUCUUUGGAACCAAAAUUGAAGCCUAAUUUGAAAAAAAAAAAAAAAAAAAAAAAAAAAAAAGGAAAAUGGGAUAUAUUGGACCACAUGGUGUAGCUGCGCUGCACAGAUACAAGUAUAGUGGUGUGGAUCACUCUUAUCUCGCCAAAUAUGUCUUGCAACCCUUUUGGACCCGAUUUGUUAAAAUCUUUCCCCUCUGGGUGCCUCCAAACAUGAUAACACUAACAGGAUUCAUGUUUUUAGUCAUAUCUGCCCUUCUUGGAUAUAUAUAUUCACCGCGGUUGGAUUCAGCUCCUCCAAGAUGGGUUCAUUUUGCUCAUGGAUUGCUACUUUUCUUGUAUCAGACCUUUGAUGCUGUUGAUGGGAAGCAAGCAAGGCGAACAAGUUCUUCUAGUCCAUUGGGGGAACUUUUUGAUCAUGGAUGUGAUGCACUUACAUGUGCUUUUGAAGCGAUGGCUUUUGGGAGCACUGCCAUGUGUGGAAGAACUACUUUCUGGUACUGGGUGAUUUCAGCCGUAACAUUUUAUGGUGCAACAUGGGAACACUACUUCACCAACACCCUUAUUCUACCAGCUAUAAAUGGACCAACAGAAGGUCUCAUGCUGAUAUAUGUGGCCCAUUUCUUCACAGCUUUUGUGGGUGCUGAGUGGUGGGCUAACCAAUUGGGGAAGUCUAUUCCUUUUCUAAGUUGGGUCCCAUUUCUUAACGAACUCCCAACAUAUGGAGCUGUGUUAUUUUUAAUGAUAACUUUUGGUGUUAUACCAACAGUCGCAUUCAAUGUGUACAAUGUUUAUAAGGUUGUUCAGGCAAGAAAAGGAAACAUGCUUCUGGCAUUGGCAAUGCUUUACCCUUUUGUUGUACUUCUAGGAGGAGUCCUUGCUUGGGAUUAUUUGUCUCCAUCUGAUAUUAUGGGCAACUAUCCGCAUUUAGUUGUUGUGGGAACUGGACUUGCUUUUGGAUUUCUUGUGGGACGAAUGAUUCUAGCUCACCUGUGUGAUGAACCAAAGGGCUUGAAAACUGGGAUGUGCAUGUCGUUACUGUACCUUCCUUUUGCUAUUGCAAACGCACUCACAGCUACACUGAAUGAUGGAGUUCCUUUAGUUGAUGAGAGAUUGGUUCUUUUUGGUUACUGUUUAUUCACAGUUUCACUCUAUUUGCACUUUGCCACAUCAGUCAUUCAUGAAAUCACAUCAGCCUUGGGAAUUUACUGCUUCAGGAUAACUAGGAAAGAAGCUUGAUUUCUGCUGUUCUCUUUUUGGCAAGUGAAGAAUGACGCAAUCUUUGCUGAGGUUUUUGAUUAAUGUAUUUUUGUAUAACAAGAUGAAAGUAGUGACCGGAGAGACCCGAUUUAAUCAUCUAUUUGUUGUAAUUUGUUUUUAGAAUAGAAGAAUAGGCCAUUUUUUGCUAUGGUGAUUUUGAUUUAUCCAUAUUGUUAGUUGUUAAUGGAUGUUCCAUAUUGAGUCUUCAUAGUUUUGGAAAAUUUUGGGAACUGAAUUAAAUUGGUCUAAGAUUGGAAUCA